Molecule: messenger RNA, 591 nt
Organism: Monosiga brevicollis MX1
Lineage: Eukaryota; Choanoflagellata; Craspedida; Salpingoecidae
Exons: 2
Biological process (GO): proteolysis
Molecular function (GO): zinc ion binding; metallocarboxypeptidase activity
Source: RefSeq, a predicted model, not a curated record
UGGCGGCGCAUGGGUAGCCGUGUAGGCUAUUUCAAAAAUCUUCAUCGCCGGUCCGGCGGGUCUGAAAGCCAUUUCUACUCGCUGACCUUUACGCUCGAGCUGCCCACCGCCGAACCAUGCUUUGUUGCCUACCAUUACCCAUACACCCAAAGCUUUCUUCGCUCUCGUCUGCACGCGCUACUCAAGGAGCGCCCUCCUUGGUGUCACCGAGGGCUCCUGUGCUCUUCGGCGUUGGGGAACUUGUGCGAGCUCCUCACCAUUACGGAUACUUCGCCAGAUGCUGUGGCCAAACGUCCGAUCCGACACCGCCCGGUCUUGGUUUUUAGCGCUCGUGUGCAUCCAGGAGAGACUAACAGCAGCUGGAUCAUGGACGGUUCGUUUGACCCGCUUCUUGUGUCCGCUGAGAGUGAUUUGGCUGCCGAGCUUCGUCGAAGAUUUGUCUUCAAAAUCGUUCCCAUGCUCAAUCCGGACGGUGUUGUACUGGGUAACCUUCGCUGCGCCCUCGCGGGUUGCGACCUCAACCGACAAUGGGCCGAGCCGAGUUCAACUCUUCACCCAACCGUCUUUGCUCUGAAGGCGCUCAUUCAGCGC